Messenger RNA from Jaminaea rosea, 2410 nucleotides. Its product is annotated as apses-domain-containing protein. Gene Ontology annotation, molecular function: DNA binding; transcription regulator activity; protein binding. The transcript is spliced from 5 exons. The coding region runs from base 78 to 2171 and encodes 697 amino acids. The record is from RefSeq and is a predicted model, not a curated record. Gene Ontology annotation, cellular component: SBF transcription complex; MBF transcription complex. Lineage: Eukaryota; Fungi; Basidiomycota; Exobasidiomycetes; Microstromatales.
CGCAGGCCAGGCUACAGAUCUCGCCUUCUCACCACGACGACGAUCACCAUUCUCCGCUCCAUCCGCCUCUCUUCGUCAUGUCCAAUGCAAAGAAGGAGGGCAUGAUUUUUAAGGCCACCUACAGUGGUGUGCCAGUGUAUGAAUGCAUCAUCAAAGGGGUCGCUGUUAUGAGGCGCCGAGCCGAUGGAUGGAUCAAUGCUACCCACAUCCUCAAGGUCGUAGGCCUCGACAAGCCUCAGCGAACGCGCGUCCUUGAGCGAGAUGUGCAGAAGGGAACGCACGAGAAGGUGCAGGGUGGAUACGGAAAGUAUCAAGGCACCUGGAUCCCAUUGAACCAGGCAAUCGACCUCGCCAAGGCCUACAAUGUGCAAGACCUCUUCCAGCCCCUCACCUCCUACGUCCCUUCAGGCGAGUCCCCGCCUCCCGCACCCAAGCACGUCGUCGCUGUAGCCAAUCGCUCCAAGAAGAAUGCCGCCGCCGCACCUGCCGCCGUCGAGCGAACGCGCAGGGACAGCCUCGACUCGGAGUCGAUGGCCUCAGGAUUGCGCGAGGUUUCAGAGGGCAGCAUCAGCCCCGCUCCGUCCGACGCUAGUAGCUCGUCGAGGACGCCCAGCCCCAUCGUAGCUCAUCGCGGCCAGGUGCCUGACGUCUUCGAUGACCGCGGCCUUAAUGGGUAUGGCGAGCCCUACGGUGGGGCGGGCGAUCUCUACGGGCGUGGUGACCACAUGGCACGAGAUGCAAUGAGUCGCUAUGCUGAGGUCAUCUUGGACUACUUUAUUUCCGAGAGCACAACGAUCCCCUCUCUGCUCAUCAACCCACCAGCCGACUUUGACGCCAACAUGAGCAUCGACGAUGAUGAGCACACGGCUCUCCACUGGGCUUGCGCCAUGGGUCGUGUCCGGGUUGUCAAGCUUCUCCUCUCUGCUGGCGCCGACGUCUUUCGCGUCAACCUGAAUGGUCAGACCGCACUUAUGAGGGCGGCCAUGUUCUCUAACAACUAUGACCUCCGCAAAUUCCCCGAACUUUUCGAGCUUCUCCACCGCAGUAUCCUCAACAUCGACCGCAAUGACCGCACCGUUUUCCACCACGUCGUCGACCUAGCCCUGUCCCGCGGCAAAGCGAACGCCGCCCGCUACUACAUGGAGACGAUGAUCAACCGCUUGGCAGAGUAUGGUUCCCAGCUCGCGGACAUUCUCAACUUCCGUGACGACGAAGGCGAGACUCCGCUAACCAUGUCCGCCCGCGCGAGGAGCAAGCGCCUGACCCGCCUGCUGCUGGAGCAUGGCGCUGACCCGAAGUUGCGCAACAAGGAGGGAAAGAAUGCAGAGGACUACAUCGUGGAGGACGAGCGAUUUCGUGCUAGCCCAACGAGGGGCGUCAAUGGUAGCGGCCCCAGUGGGAGCGGCACAGGCGCCGGCGCAGCGAAGAUGCACACCAGUGAGGCAGGGCAACGAGCAGGCGGGCGUGCCGUGGCCUUGAUGACCAGCCUGCUGCACAGCCUUGCUGACAGCUACGACGCCGAAGUGAUCAACUACGAGAAGCGUCUCGAGCAAGCCAGUGGGCUGCUCGUGCAGAUCCAGGCAGAAAUCGCAGAGUCUACGCGCUCACUCGAGGGCCUGGAUGGCCAGAUUGCUUCGGGCGAGGCAGAACAGAAGACGCUGACCGACCUGGAGAAGUCGCUAAGGGCAGGAGUUCACAAGCGAUCCCGUGAGGAAGUCGAGGACGACUGGAAAAUCGUGCAGGAGAGCGUCAAGCGAGCAAGGACGGAGCAGAAGUUGGGCGAAGGAGAGCUCAGCAGCAAGCAAGCUCCUAGCGGCUCAUCGUCCACGGAUGCCGCAACUCUUCUCGCCCCUCCAGCGGGCGGCGACGGCAAGGCUGAGCUUGGUCGCCUGCGUGAGCAGGUCACUAAGCUAAAGAAGGAACGCAACGCCCUCGUCGAACAAUUUGUGACCACUGCCCGCGAGCAAGGGACGGGCAAGACGAUGGCUGCGUACAGAAGGCUGAUUGCCGCCGGCGUCGGGGACAUUGCGCAGGACCAGGUGGACGUAGUCGUGAGUGCAUUGUGCGACUUGCUGGAGGAGGAAAAGGGCGCGAACACUGCCAAUACCAACGGGAGUGGAGCAGGUGCGCAGGCAGCGGAGGCGAGCGCCGGUGGGAAUGCGACUGCCUGAGGACGGGGCCAGCGACCAAAACACCAACAUAUCCUUGCUCAUCCUCGUUCCUCGGUGUCUCAUCUGAGCCAAAGUUUUCGUAGCCCGCUGUAUCAAUGUCGAGACUGUCACGUAUUUGCUAGGCGGGACGUUUCAAGACGACGUCGGGAUCAUUACAGCGAUCUCGGAAGCUCGGAGCUAUCCUGGAGUCGUACGUAGCCCGUGGAUUGCUCUUCUUCCCGCUGCUGGCUGCUGCUGCC